UAUUGAUUACGUUUGCGUAGUUCAAUAUCUAUUUAGAAAUGCUAUAGGAACUUUCGAGACUAUUUCUCCAUUACUUCGACCAGCUCCAACCUCCAUUACUCAUAAAAGACCUGAUUCGAAUGCCGAUAUGUAAAGAGCAUUUCUAGUAAUACGUUUGUUAUACGAAUGUACGAAUGUAUUUCUCAUCCUCCACUUCAAUACAAAAAGUCCACCUUUCAUUAUUGUCCAUUUGUCAAUAUUUUUUCGGUAUAUGCGAUGCGUCGGACGUGUUUGGAGGUUGCUAGGAAACUUCAGUUCGUUUAUUUAUUUAGUGUGCAAGAUGACGCCUGACUCGUGGUUAAGGAUUAUUCAAAAUGCCAGGAAAACUGCUAUUAUUGAGGAUGGAAAGAGAAAAGUUCAUUUUUUAUUGGAAGAUGGAAAGGAAAUGGUAGAAGAAUAUAACACUAAUACAAAUGUAGUAGUACGACGAGCAUGGAAAAAGAAAAAUGGUUUUGGUACAAAUAUUGGAUGGACAGUAGAGGUUGGAGAUCCUGAACUUAAACAAAAUAAUAUAGAAAUAUACGGAAUAGAAGAAAGUUCAAGUGCGCCAUUUAUUACUAGAAGAAUUACGAAAACAUCUUUGGAAUGGCGAAUCAGGAAUUUGCCAUAUCCUGAAAGCGUGUAUUCUGUCACCGCAGAACCUGAUGCCACUAUGACUGUACGCACAAGCAACAAGAAGUAUUUCAAAAAGAUAAAGAUUCCAGAUCUCGAGAGAAUUGGAUUAAAGCCAGAACAGCAAAGAAUAUCAUUUUACCAUCAGUAUAAUACUUUAAUUAUAACGUACAAAAAGCCUCCUCAACUUCUCGACGUAGAGAAGAAAGUAUUAGCCAUCGUUUUGCAAUUGAAGACAGAUUCUAAGGAUGUACAGUGCCCAACCAGUUAAUAAAAUGUAACUUUUAAUUAUUUAAUUUUUUAUUGAAAGAUCAUUUCAAUAUAUAAUUUGUAGGUGUAAUCAUUUUAUCACUUAAAACUUGUAUCAAGAUUUUCGCGAUUAAAACUUUUCAGCCUUCCAACUAUUCUGAUAAAAAUAAGUCAAACUAUACAAUUUUUUAAUAUAGCUUUCUUUCAAUAACAGUCGAUUCUAUAUAUGAACUUUUGUGGUUAUAUAUAUAUUAUCAGAACUCGUGCCAUUUUCUUAUUGAUUUAUAUUUAUAAUAUUAGUAUUCCAAUUAAAAUUUACUAAAUAAACAAGCAUGAGAGCACAAAUUCUCAUUUCUCAUAAAGGUUAGGAAAUGUUCAUAAGUACAAAUGUUCGUUUACAUCAAACAAGUUAAUUUUUCAUUAUGUAAUUGUACAUCUACAUAAAAAUAUGUCAAAUAUUAAAUAUCUCUUA
Monomorium pharaonis (pharaoh ant) is the source of this 1372-nucleotide messenger RNA. Its product is annotated as protein DPCD. Bases 251 to 922 code for a protein of 223 amino acids. Lineage: Eukaryota; Metazoa; Arthropoda; Insecta; Hymenoptera; Formicidae. The transcript is spliced from 4 exons. The record is from RefSeq and is a predicted model, not a curated record.